Molecule: messenger RNA, 1215 nt
Organism: Kockovaella imperatae
Lineage: Eukaryota; Fungi; Basidiomycota; Tremellomycetes; Tremellales; Cuniculitremaceae
Exons: 3
Coding region: 1-1215 (404 amino acids)
Molecular function (GO): protein dimerization activity
Source: RefSeq, a predicted model, not a curated record
AUGGCUCCUCCUUCGUCCACGGCACCCCGGAAACGCAAGCUUGCAAACGUGACGGCCAGUAAUGCUUUGUCUGAAUCAUCUCCCUCCGCGGACUCUGCAGACGGGGAAUAUAGAGAAGAAGAUGAGGAUUACGCUCCCAAACAAUCGUCUUCAAAGCGACAGUCGAAACCUAAAGCCACUAGCAAGAGUACGAGCAGUAAUAAUGGCGGUGGUCGACAACUGUCCAGGGAAGCGCUGCGGAAGGCCAACCACAGUAUGAUCGAGAGGAGGAGAAGAGAAAAGAUCAACGCUGCUUUGGGGGAGUUGAGACAGAUGGUACCUGGCUUGGGUGAUACGGGAGGGAAAGGUGGAGAAUUCAAGCUAGAGGUGCUAGAACGGACUGUCGAACACAUGCGAGAUCUGACAGCUAGACUAGAGGAGCUCGAAUCUAGACUUGGAUCCGCCUCUCGUCCUAAAUCUCAUAAGACGAGUACCGUUUCCAGUGCCUCCAACCCCGAAUCAAUGAUCGUGGACGAGCAGCCUCGGCGCCCCAAGCUGUCGCACAAGUCGGGUCAAAUCUCAGCGUUUGUAAACACCCCCACCUCGAAAGAUAGCUCCUUGGUCGAAGCCGAUACGAGUGAACGCUCUAAGGGAUCCCCAAGUUCUCAGAUGUCUCCUCCGAGAGCUCCUUCUCUGUCUACUCUCCUAGCAUCCACCAACACUACCGCCCCAACACGUCCUCCACCCGGCCCACAAGCUACCAAUCCAACACUUUAUCUCCCCUUUCCGACCCCAUCGCCGACCUCUCCUUUUCUCCACUAUACCGCUUCGACAUCCAGUAGUUCAUCUCUCCAUACGAGCACAGGUCCUGAUCCCAGUCCAUUCAUGGCCCCUCUUCAAGGCAUGUCAUUAUUUGGUGGCGCGCUCAAUCUCGAUACCCCGGGAGAGAAGAGUCUCAAUGCCAAAGGCAUGGGAGCAGAGGAAGCGGCAAAUGUUCUCCUUGCCUUUUCCUCCCCGGAUACCCUGCGUCCCACCAGUGUCGGCAUGACACCUCUCAUGACACCGCUUUUGAGCGAUAGCGGAAGAGCCCGACGGUCGACUCUGGAUGGAGAAGAGUUCGUCCUAGACGGAGGUCUGAUCAAGUCUCCAGAGACCAAGAAGAUGUUGUCGCCAGCUCACAACGCCCAGCAAGGGCAGAAAGUAGGAAAGACAGCUAGGGAUAUUCUACGUAUGUAG